AUGCGUGGUGAAGAUCGUGGAUUCGAAAAAGCUCUCGAUUGGAUCUUGCCGGAAGGUUGUCGACAGAAGCCUCGGCCUUCCAACUCCUCUGGUCCGCUCUCCGUCGGAAAGACUCCAUCUCGUGCAUCCACUACAAUUACGACCGUUCCUGAAAGAAGCGUUCAGCAAACCACGGAACCGAGCCAGGAUCCAACCAAGGUCAAUCGAGUGCCCAACUCUAACAACAACCCUGAAAAGGCGAGGUAUGGCAAGUCUGACCCAGUGACGGUGCGACUUCCGCCAGCACCAAAAACGCCGAAGAACAUAGCUGAACCAGUGGAAGCUGCAUUAAUCAUCGAUGGCGAGAUACGGACUCUCCGUUACCAACUUCUGGAUUGGCAAGGAAAUCCUGUAGCGCCUCCAGACUUCGAGAAUCUUGCGAGGAUUAUGACCUUACAACUCCUGCCUUUCAAAUUCCCUAUUGGACGACCUCAAGAAACGGUUGUGCUGCCAUCAGAGGAGGACGAAAAGGCUGCUGAGAGACGUGUGGAAGAAAGAAUUACAAGAGAUGAUAAGGAGGAGAAAGAAAAGUUCGACGAGGACUGGCAGAUCGAGGAUGGGCCAGAAAUCACGACCAACGAUGGUAUCGGUGUCGCCAUCGGCUUGAUUGUGUUCGCCGCCACAGUAUUCUAUUGGGCCUUGGGAGACCGCUCGCGAUAUCUUCAUGAACCGCUUCUGUACUGUACAUCUUAUUUAGGGCUCACUAACCGUAAUUAA
Messenger RNA from Ostertagia ostertagi, 756 nucleotides. The record is from the annotation of a GenBank genome assembly. NCBI's taxonomy places the organism in Eukaryota, Metazoa, Nematoda, Chromadorea, Rhabditida, Trichostrongylidae.